AUGUCUGAUUUAAGUCUUCAACUGCAGCAGGCCGCAAGCCAACUUAAGGUUUCCAGUUACUUCGACGAAGCGCUGUUCCAGCGCGAAAAGGAAGCCCUCUUCCAGCGCGGGCCCCGGUAUGUGGGGCACCAACUCGCCGUCCCCAACGUGGGGGAUUACCACGCCCUGCCGCAGGAAGCCGGCGGGAGGGCCCUGGUGCGCACCGCCAACGGUGUCGAGCUCGUCUCCAACGUCUGCCGGCACCGCCAGGCCAUCAUCCUCAAGGAUCGGGGCAACCUGCGGGAGACCCGCAGCGGCAGCGCGGGCGGCAACAUCGUGUGCCCGCUGCACCGCUGGACCUACAGCGGCAUUCAGGGCGGCCAGGCCGGCCAGUUGCUGGGUGCGCCCCACUUCGACAAGGACCCGUGCCUCAACCUCAACAACUACCCGCUUCGCGAGUGGAACGGGUUGCUGUUUGAAGACAACGGCCGCGACGUGGCCGCCGAUCUCGCCAACAUGGGACCGCGCGCUGCGCUCGAUUUCGACGGCAUGGUGCUCGACCACGUGGAGUUGCACGAGUGCAACUACAACUGGAAGACCUUCAUCGAGGUCUACCUGGAGGACUACCACGUGGCGCCCUUCCACCCGGGGCUGGGUGGUUUCGUCACGUGCGAAGACCUGCGCUGGGAAUUCAAACCCGAGUACUCGGUGCAGACCGUGGGCCCGGCCAACCUGCUGGGCAAAGCCGGCAGCCCGGUGUACCAGCGCUGGCACGAACAGCUCAUGCGGUACCGCCAGGGACAGAUGCCCGAGCACGGCGCGAUCUGGCUGACCUACUACCCGCACAUCAUGGUGGAGUGGUACCCGCACGUGCUCACGGUGUCGACCCUGCACCCGGUGAGCGUGGACAA
Elaeis guineensis (African oil palm) is the source of this 890-nucleotide messenger RNA. NCBI's taxonomy places the organism in Eukaryota, Viridiplantae, Streptophyta, Magnoliopsida, Arecales, Arecaceae. The record is from RefSeq and is a predicted model, not a curated record.